Messenger RNA from Glycine soja, 2122 nucleotides. Its product is annotated as probable protein phosphatase 2C 47. Gene Ontology annotation, biological process: protein dephosphorylation. The record is from RefSeq and is a predicted model, not a curated record. Bases 483 to 1607 code for a protein of 374 amino acids. Gene Ontology annotation, molecular function: cation binding; protein serine/threonine phosphatase activity. The transcript is spliced from 4 exons. NCBI's taxonomy places the organism in Eukaryota, Viridiplantae, Streptophyta, Magnoliopsida, Fabales, Fabaceae.
ACAAUGGCGAGCGCAAAACUUGCAAUUGCCAAUCACUUUAUACAUACUCUUCUCAACGGUUCCCCCUUCUCUCUAUCUCUAUUUUGGUCUUCGUUUUUCUGCUCUUAAUCUUUCUCCCUUUGGCAUCACACCAUUUGUUCACACCAUUUGUUUCUUUCUGUGCACGCUACCUACCAGCUAACAGAUAUAUCACCACCCUAUUUUUUUUUCAUCUCUUUUUUCUGAUCUGUGUUGUGUUUCUCACGGUUUCCUUGAGUAGAGUUUUUUUUUUUUUUUUCUUUUUUCUUGGAUCAAGUGUAAACCACAUUUGGAAUAGCCGAAUAGCUGUUUCUUGCUGAGUGAUCUUCUGGGGUGGUUUGAACAGUUUUAUAGAAGCUUCUGGCAUAAGGGACAAAUAAAAUAAAUCUUUAAGCUUUUUGUUUGGUUUUGGUUGUGGUUGGUGUUAUGGGACAAGGACAGGUUUCACGUGUGAGGCAGCUACAAUGAGUGGUGUUGGUGGUGGGUGCCCCUGCCCCAGGGGCAAUAGUGAGUGUUCCAUAGAGGAUCUGAAUGGCGAUACAGUGGGGAAUUUGAAUCAGAAUGCUGCCAAACCUCCAAGGGACCAUUCGGUUAUGCGCCAUUGCAUCAGCUCUUCUUGGUCUGCUGAAACGGAAUCAAAUAUGAAUAUUGUUGGACUUAAAUCAAGCACAGAAGAAAAAUCGAACUUUUCACUUGUAAUGCGAUCUGGAAGCUGUUCUGAUAAAGGACCAAAGCAGUACAUGGAGGAUGAGUUCAUAUGUGCUGAUAUUCUUAGUGAAUGUGUCGAUCUAGGGGAAGACCUUCCUUCUCCUGCAGCAUUUUAUGGGGUAUUUGAUGGACAUGGAGGUGUUGAUGCAGCAUCAUUUGCCAGAAAGAACAUUCUCAAGUUUAUUGUUGAAGAUGCUCACUUCCCAUGUGGAAUUAAGAAAGCAGUUAAGUGUGCAUUUGUGAAGGCUGAUCUUGCAUUUAGAGAUGCUAGUGCUCUUGAUAGUUCAUCAGGCACCACUGCUCUAAUAGCCCUUAUGUUGGGAAGUUCCAUGCUUAUUGCCAAUGCAGGAGAUUCUCGUGCUGUAUUGGGCAAACGAGGCAGAGCCAUUGAACUUUCCAAAGACCAUAAACCAAAUUGCACAUCUGAAAGAUUAAGAAUUGAGAAACUGGGUGGUGUCAUCUAUGAUGGAUACCUCUAUGGCCAACUAUCGGUGGCACGUGCUCUUGGAGAUUGGCACAUCAAAGGUUCUAAAGGUUCCAAGAGCCCCUUAAGUUCUGAACCUGAACUAGAGGAGAUUGUGCUGACAGAAGAAGAUGAGUUUUUGAUAAUGGGAUGCGAUGGAUUAUGGGAUGUGAUGAGUAGCCAGUGUGCUGUUACAAUGGUGAGGAGGGAGCUCAUGCAGCACAAUGAUCCCACCACAUGUGCAAAAGUACUUGUUGCUGAAGCCCUCCAACGCAACACCUGCGACAAUCUGACAGUUGUGGUGGUGUGUUUCUCCAAAGAUCCACCUUCUAAAAUUGAAAUUCCUAGAUCAUAUAGGAGGAGGAGUAUUUCUGCUGAGGGCCUUGAUCUUCUCAAGGGUGUCUUGAAUGGUAGAUGAAUAAAUAAAACUUGUUACUGAUUGAUUUGUACAGAUUAUUGAGUAGGGUGUUCUUCAGUGGGGAUUUUUCUGACUAACUGCUACCCCUGCUGCCCUUGAACAUUGUUGUUUGCUUAAAUGUCAAUGCCAAUAAUAAUGUUACACAACUUGUACCAAUCAGACUCAGGCCUUCUUUACUUAUACUAUACAAGAACUAUGAUCACCCGGCAAGGUUCACACAUACUUCUGGUCACAAGCUUCUUGAAGUCCAAUUUUUGAGAAUCCUUCAGCGCUAGUCUUCCCAUUUUCAAUGGCGGGAAGUGAUACAAAUACACAAUACAACAGCAAAUUUAUAUUUUCCAAUGAAAAGAGUUAUGAAGUAAAAUGUUUUUUUUUCUUUCUUUCUUUUUCCCUUAGUUUAUCUUUUACAACACUCUCAAGUCAUUGUAAAUUUGUUAGGAACAUUCACUUUGUUUUCUGAUUGUUGUUGUUGACCUUUUUUUGCCUCUACACAUUUCGGAAAUGAAAGGAAGCAC